CCUGAACGCAGCAGCAGGACCAGACUGCCUUACAUUGUUAACGUUGAUUUCUCCCGUUCAAGCCAGCAUUUUGUCUUCCGUGAGUCAAACCGGGGUCACAGGCUCCCACAAAACGCAUGAAAUCUCGGCUACAGUUGGCAGCGGGACCCGCACCGGCAGACUCUCUAACAUGAGCUGGAGGAUUGUUGGCUGUAACCCUGCCCAGACCGGAGGCUGCUGGUAGGGAUGGUGCCGCUGUGAAGAGCCCCGGUGUGCCGUUUUCGGAGGACAUGCCUGUGGUCGGGGGAAAAGGGAGGAAGUGCCUGGACAACAUGACUGUUUUCAACCAGGAAAAUGUUGAGGAAUUUUAUGAGAUUGGAGACGAGCUAGGGAGCGGUCAGUUUGCUGUGGUCAGAAGAUGUCGGCACAGGAGUCUAGGUGUGGAGUUUGCCGCCAAAUUCAUCAAGAAGCGGCGCAGCAAGUCGAGUCGACGAGGGGUCACGAGGGAGGACAUAGAGCGUGAGGUGAACAUCCUGAAGGAGAUCCAGCACCCAAACAUCAUCAUGCUCCACGAGGUCUUUGAAAACAAGGCAGAGGUCAUCCUGAUCCUGGAGCUCGUGGCCGGUGGCGAGCUCUUUGACUUCCUGGCGGAGAAGGAGUCGCUGAGCGAGGAGGAAGCCACUCAGUUCCUCAAGCAGAUCCUGGAUGGAGUCUUCUACCUGCACUCGAAACAAAUUGCUCACUUUGACCUUAAGCCGGAGAACAUCAUGCUGCUGAGCCGCUCAGUGCCUCACCCGCGCAUCAAGAUCAUUGACUUUGGGCUGGCCCACAAGAUAGAUUUUGGCAAUGAUUUUAAGAACAUUUUUGGAACUCCAGAGUUUGUCGCUCCAGAAGUAGUCAACUAUGAACCUCUGGGCCUGGAGGCAGACAUGUGGAGUGUUGGUGUGAUAACCUACAUCCUUCUGAGUGGUGCGUCCCCCUUCCUGGGUGACAACAAGCAGGAGACUCUGGCCAACGUGUCGGCCGUGGAUUACACGUUUGACGAGGAGUUCUUCAGCAACACCAGCGUCCUGGCCAAAGACUUCAUAGCAAGGCUGCUUGUCAAAGACCCCAAAAAAAGAAUGACUAUUCAGGACAGCCUCCAGCACCCUUGGAUCAAGCCAAAAGACACUCUACAAGCACUGAGCAGAAAGGAGUCGGCUGUCAACAUGGAAAAGUUCAAGAAGUUUGCAGCUCGAAGAAAAUGGAAACAAUCCGUCCGACUUAUCUCCUUAUGCAACCGCCUGUCCCGCUCAUUCCUGUCCAGAAGCAACAUAAGUGUGGCACGCAGUGAUGACACGUUGGAUGAGGAAGACUCUUUCGUGAUGAAGGCUAUCAUCCAUGCCAUAAACGACGACAACGUGCCCGGUCUGCAGCAUCUGCUCGGCUCCUUGAACAGUUACGACGUCAACCAGCCCAACAAGCACGGGACUCCUCCCCUCCUGAUUGCAGCCGGCUGUGGCAACAUCCAGAUUAUCGAGGUGCUGAUGAGAAAAGGUGCAGAGAUCCAGGCCCAUGACAAGAGUGGAGCCAACGCUAUCUACUACGCAGCGAGACACGGCCACGUGGAGACCCUGAAAUUCCUCCAUGAAAAGAAAUGCCCUCUGAAUGUCCAAGAUAAGUCUGGGGAGACUGCUCUUCAUGUGGCGGCUCGGUAUGGCAACGUGGAUGUGGUGAGCUACCUGUGCAGCAUCAAGGCCAACCCAGAUUUGGCUGACAGGGAGCAGGAGACCCCGCUGCAUUGCGCCGCGUGGCACGGAUACUCUGCAGUAGCCAGAGCACUCUGCCAGGCAGGCUGCCAUGUGGAUGCAAAGAAUCGUGAGGGGGAGAGUCCGCUGCUGACAGCAUCUGCUCGGGGGUUUGUGGACAUUGUGGAGUGCCUGGUGGAGCACAAAGCAGAUCUAGAAACAACUGACAAGGACGGUCACACAGCCCUCCACCUGGCCGUACGGAGGUGUCAGAUUGAAGUGGUCCGCUGUCUCCUCAGACACCACUGCCACCUGGACCAGCAGGAUCGCCAUGGCAACACGCCGCUGCACAUCGCCUGUAAGGACGGAAACCUGCCAGUUGUCACAGCGAUCUGCAGCGCCAAGGCCAGCCUCGACCUCCCCAAUAAGUAUGGCAGAACUCCACUCCACCUGGCUGCUAACAACGGGAGCCUCGAGGUUGUCCGCCACCUCUGCCUGGCUGGAGCCAACAUUGACGUUGUCACCAAUGAUGGGAAGACUGCAGAGGAUCUGGCUUACGCUGACCAACACAAGCUCAUCGUUUCUUUGUUGGGCAAGCUUAAAAAGGACAACCACAAACUGAGCUACAUCCAGCAGCUGCGGCCCACUCAGACCGUCCAGCCAAGGAUCAAGCUGAAGCUGUUUGGACACUCCGGAGCCGGGAAGAGCAGCCUGCUGGAGUCUCUGAAAUGUGGCAUCCUGCGUAGCUUCUUCAGGAGAAGGAGGACACGCAUGACCAACACGGCCCGCCACCCCAACUCCCCCAUCAACUCCAAACCUGCUGUGUCAGUGAGCAUUUCUAACUUGUACCCGGGCUGUGAGAAUGUGAGUGUGCGGAGUCGCAGCAUGAUGUUUGAGCCCAGCCUGACCAAAGGUGUCUUGGAGGUCUUCUCCCCCGUCCACAACGCUCUGUCCACGGCUGAUGAACAGGCCACAAAGGCCAUCGACAUCCAGCACGCCAACAUCCACGGUGUGGGGGAUUUCAGCGUGUGGGAGUUUUCUGGGAACCCGGUCUAUUACUGCUCCUACGACUACUUUGCAGCCAACGACGCCACAGCGAUCCACCUGGUCCUGUUCAGCCUGGAGGAGCCGUAUGAGACCCAACUUGGCCACAUCACCUACUGGCUGAACUUGCUGAAAGGCCUCACACUGCCACAGGACAACAUCGCUUUCGGGGGUCGGAUCCAGCAGCCUCUGAUGGUCGUCCUGGUGGCGACACACGCUGACCUUGCGGCCGUCCCCAGAGCUUUCUCUGGAGAGUUCACCUACGACAAGGAGAAAGUGCUGCUCAAGGAAGUCAGAAACAGGUUUGGGGUGGACCUGCAGAUCAGUGACAAGUUGUUUUUGAUGGACGCUGGAGCCUCAAACUCCAGAGACUUGAAGCUGCUGAGGAGUCACCUGCAAGAACUUCGCGCCAACAUCAUCUCUAGUUGCAGUCCCAUGACGCUGCUGUCUGAGCGUUUGCUGACCACUCUGCCGGCCUGGAGGAAGCUGAGUGGACCCAACCAACUGACAUCGUGGCAGCAGUUUGUCAGCGACGUCCAGGAGCACAUCAACCCUCUGGUCAGCCAGGACCAUCUCCGCACACUAGCCCUGCAGCUCCACAGCAUGGGGGAGAUCAACAUCAUGCAGAGCGAGACGGUGCAGGAUGUUGUUCUGCUGGAGCCUCGUUGGCUCUGCAGCAAUGUCCUCGGGAAGCUGCUCUCUGUGGAGACACCCAAGGCCAUCCACCAUUACAGGGGGCGCUACAGGCUGGAGGAGGUGCAGGCUCUGGCUCCGGAAAGUGACGUGGACGAGUUGCUGCAGAUCCUGGAUGCCAUGGACGUCUGCGCCCGUGACGCCACCAACCCCUCCAUGGUGGAUGUCCCCGCUCUCAUCAAGACAAACGGCCUCCACCGCUCCUGGACCGAAGAGGAGGAGGAGGAGUCUCUGAUCUACGGUGGGGUACGACUUGUCCCUGCAGAGCACCUUACCCCCUUCCCCUGCGGCCUCUUUCACAAACUGCAGGUGAAUCUGUGUCGCUGGAGUCACCAGCAGAAGCCCGAGGAGGAGGGUGGGGAGGAUUUCGAUGGAGAUAUCCACCUGUGGACCAACGGAGCCAAGGUGAGCCAGGCAGGCGUGGAGGCCAUGAUCCUGCUGGUCAACCACGGCCAGGGGGUGGAAAUUCAGGUGCGCGGGCACGAAUCAGAGCGGGCCAAGUGUUACACCCUGUUGGACACCGUCUGUAGUAUAACGGAGAACCUGCUGGCCUCCACACUUCCCGGACUGCUCACAGCCAAAUAUUACCUGAGUCCUCAGCAGCUCCGGGAACACCACGCCCCCAUCAUGAUCUACCAACCCAAAGAUUUCUUCAGGGCCCAAGUCCAGCGGGAAACCUCGCUCACUAAUACCAUGGGCGGCUACCGAGAGAGCUUCAGCAGUAUUCUGUCUUUUGGCUGCGCUGAAGUGUACCAGCACGGGACUCUGGGAACGGACAUCCACAUAUCAGACGUCCCCCUGUUGGCACGCAGGAAGCUCUGCCGCAUGCUGGACCCUCCUGACGCUCUGGGGAAAGACUGGUGCCUGCUGGCCAUGAACCUCGGACUCACAGAGUUGGUGGCCAGACACAGCAACGGGACUCCAAAUGGCACCCCUGAGUUGGACUCGGAUCCGGACUCCCAGCAGAACACGCUGCAGCCCAGCCCGACAGCGGCGCUCCUGCAGGAGUGGAGCGGGCGAGCAGACAGCACAGUGGGUGUGCUGAUGGCCAAACUGAGGGAGCUCGGCCGGCGAGAUGCCGCCGACUUCCUGCUCAAAGCUUCUCCUGUUUUCAGGGUCAACAUGGAGGCAUUAGCAGGGGCAGCCAACGGCUACCCCCCCACCUGUAACGGCGGCACAUCGUACAACUCCAUCAGCUCCGUAAUAUCCCGCUGAACUGAACAGGGCCGGCUUUCUGUCCUCACCAAACGUCAGAUAGUCUGAUGUGACAUUUCCCCCGAAACAGGACAGUCACAGACUUGUGUGUGAAUGAACAUGAAGUGCAAUCGUUACCAGAGAGUCCAGCUGCUCGUUCCUUGAUCUCUCCAUUAAGUUGGCGAAUGAACCAGAUGUUGUGUUUGUGCUCUCCACACCUGUACAGCUGACCUUUCCUUCCACUAUGAAUGUUGUGAAAGAGGUGAUUGUCCUGAGCUCCAAAGAGGAAUCCUUUAUUCUGUUCUUAAUCUUGUUGUGCUGCUUCUACUCUACUGCAAGUCUCACUCAUCUUACAGCUAAAAGACAGAAAAGAUACAUUUUUAAACAACUUGACAACAUGAAAAGAUUGGACGUGGUUAAAAAGAUGGCGGCCUCAUGUUUGGACCUUUUACAUAUCCAUCCUCAAGUGAAAAACUGAGGACUUAAUUGUAUCAGUAUACAUGUUAGAGGCUGCCAUCUUCACUCACUCCAUCCAUCACAGUUUCAUAUGACAUUAUCUUCCCUCCUUGCUUCUGUUUUACUGAUGUGACGUUUGGCCAUUCAGCUUAGUGUUUAAUAAAUUAACAGCAUUUUUCAGAGUGCCUUUGUGGCCUUCUACCUCCCUAAAGAGCACAAAUAGUCUUAUUAUAAAAACAGUAGUUCUUUCCAAACAUUUGAAGAACUGUGCCUUGUUGAUACUAAUAGUAAAAUAAAUUUCAAUCUAUUGAGCAAGUUACAUUUUAGACAAAGAAAAAGUUAAUGAAGAAAGAACACGGAAAAAAAAAAUGAAAGCUUGGCUCAUGUUACAAAGUUUUGAAAGUUACAUUUUACUAACACAAAGCUGAAAUCAGUGAUCAGAUUUCUGCUGUGUUCUGUUAAGUGUCUGAGAGUCAGUGCUAGAGAUAAAACAUGUUCAAUCUUCUUUCGUAUUCGAGUCAGAGUGGAGUCGAUGUGUUGCUCUGUGGGAGUCAAACGGAAACGUCAUUCAUGUUUAAUUGGUGUAUUUGUGGGCUUAUACACAUUAUUUCUUCAUUAAUCCAACAACAGAAAUCUCAUGAUCUUUGAUUCAUUUACAGUGACACUUUAUUUUACGGGUCCGGUAAUUUUCUAGUGACAGUAGAGACAAUGUCACAGCAUUAGCAGCUGCAGCAGAACCCACUGAGAAUUAUUACCCGGCUCUGCAGACAUUUUGGAUCAUUGAUUGAACUCUUUUCUAAUCGACCCCUCUGCCACCAUCAGGGGGCAGCUGUUGUUAGUGGAUAAACACAUGGUAUACUAGCAGCCGGGCACCAAACAGCUGGACCGAGAAUGAUCAUGUUUGUUGGUGAAAAUGGUGGAGCAAAACAGACUUACAUUAAGAAACACGUCUCCCGAUAAAUGCUAAUGUUGCUUUGUGUCUGCUGUUUGUGAACAAGUUCAUUAUAUCAACCUUUAUAAUGUGAUAAUAUUGUUUUCAGCUUGUUCUGCUGCCCCCAAAACAAUCUAAUAAUGCAGCUUUAAUUGUAAGUAUACCAAUUUGAAGCCCAAGUACAUGUUACAUAUAUGUUACAUUUUAUAGUCGUUAUAUAGUAUGUUUAGCAGUUAGUAUACAAGAAAUCAAUGUAAUUUACCAUUUGAUACCACCAGUUAAACUAAAAGUCUCAGUUUUAUAAUUAUUACUAAAUCACAAGACUUCCCUUUCCAGGAACUUCUCAAAGACUUUACAGUUACAUAUCAGAUUCUUUCUUGGAAAUUUUAGCCAACUAUGGGACCUCUAAAAUAAAGUCAGACUUUUAAGUGAUAAUAUUUAUAGUAAAUUUACUCAAUUUUGAUUCACACAAAAGGACCUUUAGCCAUUUGAACAAAGUUUUUUCCACAAAGUACAGUGUCUUAUUGAAGGAUGUGGAUUCUUUCAGCAGAACGUAUUUGCUGUAGAGGGUCACAGAGAUAAAAUCAUCAUGGGAGACAGGAUGGAGCUCAUACUGCUGAGCUUCAGGGUCCAACGGAGACCCCCAAACUGUGCACUCAUGCUAAUUACUUUGAAUAGAAAGUGCCACCAAAAAUGAUUAAAAAAAACAACAUAAAGAACAUUUUUAACAUUUUCUACUAAACUAAAAGGUUAGUUUUAUCCAGAGCCAUCUGACGCUGCACCUUUUUUAAUGUUUCCUCAACAGGGGGAUCAGUGAAAAAAUAAGACGUCAAAAAAUCAAGUUACCGUCCACAGUGUCAGAUUUUUACACCGUGGCAUCGACGCCGCUUCUGUCGAGCUAAAUUUGAGCUUCUGUCAGUGUUGGUCGGCCAUGAGUGGCUUCACAUCUUCUUUCAGUUUGUCUUUUUAUAUCACGAAGCUGCAGCCCGGCUCGGUCAGCAAAAGCAGGGAAAAAGAUGGCGUGAAGUUAGUAUUGUUAGCUGAAUAAAAGGCCAAAGGCUGCUGAUGACAGAAAUGUUCCUAGAAAAGCAUUUUCACUUUGUGUAAGCUGGUACUUUAUAAUGUGUGUGAACCUGAAUGAAUGCUCUUUUUAUCAGUGCAUGUGUUGAUGUUGGGAAAGAGUCUUUCAUUCCUAAAAGGUUGGACUUUGUGGAUGUAAAGGGCCCUUUUCAGGAUGCAGUUUGAUAGAAAACGAUGAGCUCUGUGCCAGAGUGCAGUAUUUCCUGUCUGCUUUACUUCCCCAGUGUUACCAUCUGUUCACAGAGAUACAACUUUGAAGACUAUUUCACAUUCUAUACUUCUCUCACUUUUUUCGUCUCAGCCUGAACUUGCCAAUCGACACAGCAGACUUCUAGCUGUGGUGUAAAUACUCGAGGCCCAUUUCCUCAACUUCAUGCUCACUUUUCUGUUCUGCUCAAUUUAAGCUUUUUUUGCCCAAAUAUGUUGAUUCCAACAAGGCAGAAUGAAUGUACUACACAUAUUUCCUAAGAAUAUGGUUAUAGGUAAAAAAACAAAAAAACAAAGAUAUGGUGAUAAAACAUGAUGAAAUGAAAUGUCCCAAACUGGUCAGAUACAUCAUUUUAUUUUCCUUGUUUUAUUGAAGCUUUUGUUGAAGUUGUGUAUAAUCAUUGCCAAUGUCGUGUGCCCAAAACACACUCGUUCAUUCCUAUAUUAUCGCCUUGUACAGUACACAGGUUCACAAGUGAUGUUUCAGAAAGGGAAGUGAAUAUUAUGUUUCUCUUGUUUCAGAAAAAGAGGCAGAUUUCUGUAAAAGUUGGGAAUCACUUAUAUUAUUAUCAAAUUUGUCACUGUUUGGUGUCUUUUUUUCCGGACGUUCCGACUGCGAGUCUGACCGAAACAAGUGGAUUUAAAGGUGUUCUCAAAAAUAUUUUCUGUUUGUUUUUGUUCGGUGAGGAAAGAUGUACUCAAUAUUACUGUUGAGUGAAUUUUUCCCCUCUUAGACUCUGGUCUAAUCGCCACAUUGCACAGUCUUUUUUGUUGCUAUUUAUGUUACAUUAUUUUAGCAUGUCUUGGAAUGCCAUGUUCUUAGUACUUCUGACACUUUAUAGUGUAACACAUUUUAUAAUAAAUUCUUUACCUAA
Dicentrarchus labrax (European seabass) is the source of this 8186-nucleotide messenger RNA. RefSeq names its product death-associated protein kinase 1 (gene dapk1). Gene Ontology annotation, biological process: protein phosphorylation; positive regulation of apoptotic process; intracellular signal transduction. The record is from RefSeq and is a predicted model, not a curated record. Lineage: Eukaryota; Metazoa; Chordata; Actinopteri; Moronidae. The transcript has 26 exons. Bases 270 to 4658 code for a protein of 1462 amino acids. Gene Ontology annotation, molecular function: protein serine/threonine kinase activity; ATP binding; protein binding. Gene Ontology annotation, cellular component: nucleus; cytoplasm.